GGAAGACGGAAAAGCAGGGGCUUGUCUUCUGGUUGAUGGUCGGUCGAUUGCAGGUGGCUUACGACCCAGGAAGGAAUCAAAGUCUAAGAAUUUUGUGAAAAUUGUCAUAGGAAUUAAAGUCGUGCAAUGGAAGACAAUAGGCAGAUUGUGACUACAAGGGAGAAUAGUUCACUAUCUUUUACGUUUUCUACACACCCUAAUUCUAACAUCCAUCGUCUUGUUAAUUUAACGCCGGUGAUGCAGCAAUGCCGGCCAACAGCGAAGCGAAACGACUCCCGCCGACACCUUUGUUUUCGAUAUGUAUUUUGGAUGUAUUAAGUCCCGCACUCCAGCCGACUUCAGAUGAGGAUUGCAUUACCAUCGGGGAACGCCAAUCUCUCUGGAACUCUAUGAUUAGCCAUACAUCCUCAGAUACUCCGUGGAUUGUUGGAGGUGAUUUUAACAUUAUUUGCAGCCUAGAUGAACACAGAGGACCUAUCUUGCCUAGCUUUAAAGGUAUGGAAGAUUUCUCUUCUUGCAUUGCUUUGUGUGAUCUUAAUAACAUUUCACCUAAGGGCGGAAUUUUUACGUGGCAUGGGAAAAGAUCCCAAGGCAAGGUCUGGAGGAGACUGGAUAGGGCUCUUGUGAACACAUAUGCCAUGAACUUCUUUGAUGACAUCACUCUUAACCACCUUAGCAGGAGUGGCUCGGACCACAAACCAAUCCUCCUUAAAGGUGCUAUAAACUCCUACAAAGGGCCCAAAAUGUUCAGAUUUCUCAACUGCUGGGUUUCUAAUGACACCUUCAUUCCUAUGGUUAAACUGAAUUGGGAAAAGUCUAGCAAUGUGAAUGGAAUGUCAGGCUUUGCUGAGAAACUCAAGAUCCUUAAAACAUCGAUUAAGGAGUGGAAUGUUUCAACGUUUGGAGAUAUCUUCGAAAAUGUUAAAAUGGCUGAAGAAGAGGCACUUGCUAGACAAAACUCCUUUGAUAAUAAUCCAACUAAAGACAACCGAGCUGCUGCAAACCUUGCAUCAGCCAAACUUCUAAAUGCAUAUCUCCUUAAGGCAUGUCAGGAGUUCUUCUUAGGAGUUAAGGUUCCGGUUGCUUUUGCAAGCACAAUUAUCACCUUAAUUCCCAAGGUAAACAGCCCCAUCAAAUGGAAAGAUUUCAGGCCAAUAUCCUUAUCAACAUUCAUGAGUAAGAUUAACUCUCGUAUUCUGGCAACGAGACUUAGCAUAGUUAUCAACAAAGUCAUUGGGCCUGAGCAAGCUGGAUUCCAGCAAGGGAAAUCUGUUGAUGAUCAGAUUCUCUUGGCUCAAGAGAUGGCUCACCAUCUUGAACGCAAGGUUGAAGGUGGCAACAUCAUAGUUAAGAUUGAUAUGGCUAAUGCGUUUGACAGAAUGAGCUGGACAUUCUUGGAGGCUGUUUUGGAAAAAAUGGGUUUUGAUGAAGAUGUCUCAAACCUCCUCCUUUCUAAUCUCAAGGCAACUAAAAUAUGGGCCAAGGUUGAGAGAAGGGAUAACGUUAAGACAAUACCUUUUCCAAUGGUGGAUCUCCUCCUCGAAGAACAACUUGAAAGGGAUUCUACGAGCUUGCUUGCCAGGAUUCCUCUUAUGGGCAAUAUGGAAAUCCUACUCUGCACACAUCGUCAAGUCCGCUCCACACUCAUUGGCCUUGGCCUCCUUGGCUAUGUCGAUGGGACACUCCCAUCCCCACCUCAGGUUGUCGAUGGUGCGGCAAACCCAUGCAACAUCAUUUGGUUUUGCCAAGAUCAAGCAAUUGUUGGUGCUUUGCUAGGAAGUUGCACCGACAUUAUUCAACCUCUAAUCUCAAAUGUCUCCACUGCUCGUGAUGCAUGGCUCAAUCUCCACUCUAGUUUUACAAGCGCGAGUCGCGACCAUGUUCUUGCACUCAAGUCUAAACUUGGCAAGAAUCCACGUGGAAAUCGUUCAAUCAAUGACUAUCUCCAUGAAAUGCAUUCCAUUGCAAACGAACUCGCUCUUAAUCAGAGCCCCAUUGCAGAAGAAGAUUUGGUUGUUCAUGUUCUCAAUCAACUCGGCACUGAAUAUGAUCCUAUAGCCUCCGCCGCGUACAUUCGUGGCUCCACCCUUCCAUUUAUCGAGCUGGGCGACAUUUUACAAGAUUUUGAGCGGAAACUGAAACUCAUGGAUGAGGCAACCUCAUCUAUUGUGGCAACUGCUCAUGCGGCUCAAUGCCAUCAUUCCCAUGGCUCUAGAACUUAUGGUGGACCGGUGGCCAGGUCAUCGUCUCAUUCUUCUCGCCCCUCUGCCAACCAGCGGCCCCAGCACGGUGCUUCUAAGUCAUUUCAUCGUCAUGAUGGGAUGUAUCCUCGUGUCAGUUUUGCUCAAUUCCUGGUCAUGACAUCAAAGUGUGUCGCAAACUAGCUCGUCUCCUUAGGGACAACGGGAUGCAAACCGUGUCGACACCGGCGUACGGUGUCUCGCCUCCAGUAGCACAUGCUACUACUGCUCAUUAGGAUGGGAU
Molecule: messenger RNA, 2484 nt
Organism: Cuscuta campestris
Lineage: Eukaryota; Viridiplantae; Streptophyta; Magnoliopsida; Solanales; Convolvulaceae
Source: the annotation of a GenBank genome assembly